Molecule: messenger RNA, 1863 nt
Organism: Ordospora pajunii
Lineage: Eukaryota; Fungi; Microsporidia; Ordosporidae
Product: mechanosensitive ion channel
Exons: 1
Coding region: 1-1863 (620 amino acids)
Biological process (GO): monoatomic anion transport; transmembrane transport
Cellular component (GO): plasma membrane
Molecular function (GO): mechanosensitive monoatomic ion channel activity
Source: RefSeq, a predicted model, not a curated record
AUGGCUUCUGCAGAGAAUGGCAAUGGUGCGGAGAAGGAAGAGAAUGCAGAAGUAGGCCGUAAUGAUAACGGAAGCAAGCAGGAUGAUGAUGAGGAAGCAAGCCGUAAUGAAAAGAAGGAAGAAAUUAUCAAUGAUAUCAUAGCAAGCAACUCGAUUGAUAUACCAGUAGACGAAAACCAGAUGGCAUUCGCAAAGGAAAAGGUUAUUCAGGAAGAACAAUUUUCAUGGAUGAACAUGGACAGAUACCUGCAUCAAAAAUACAGCACAGUUUCUGAGCUUGUGAGGAUAAUUCUGGAAAUAACAAUAGUUACGAUACUGCUUAUGGGAUUUCCUGUUGGGUUUACGCUGAUAAUGAAUGGAUGGGAUGUGAUGCCGGUUAUGCUUGAAGUGGUCAACGCAUCGGGAGAAGGGAAUGUGUAUAUGUUCAUGAGAUUCAAUUUCCUUGCACUUGUGUGCUAUGUGAUAUUUGUAAGUGUAUCUGCGUUUGCAAAUAAUAUUCUGUAUAUAAUGGCUGACUUUCUGAAGUUCAUUAAUGUUGAACCUAGCGAGACAGUUAUAGAGGUAGUGCAGAUAAUCAACUCGACAUCCUGGUGCUGGAAGCAGUCGUUGACUGCGCUCUUCGUGUUUUUAGCGAUGUCGUAUUUUUCUCCGACAUACAAGUUCAAGGGGAGUGAAAAGACCUACUGGUACAUUUUUAUUACGUCGAUGCUUAUGUAUUCAAUCUUCAUAACGAUAAUCCUGGUUGAGAAGGCAAUAAUGUGCUUUUUUAUUUCUGAGAUCCGAAUGAAAGAGUAUAGAAACAGGAUAUGGGAGAUCAACUACAAGACGUUUGUUUUCAAGAAGCUUGCAGCAAUAUCAGAGGCUAGCCCAGGCGAUAGAAAGGUGUUAAUUGAAGAAAUGCGGCCGGACAUUGACCAUGGGUUCUAUCUUAAAUACAAUGACCUGAAGCUGAAUUCCGUGGAAGCAGCAGAGAUGGUUGCAAAGUCUAUAUUUGGGUUUCUAGAGAUUCACGAGCUUCGAUAUGAAAAUCUACAAACGUUUUUUCUGGAAAACUUUGACGAGGUUUAUCUAUACCUGUCAGACAGGCCGGAGGUUCUUGAAGUAGACAAUCCACCAAUUGUGUUUGAGGAUCUUCGAUCUAGAGCAGAGGCACUUUAUUAUGAAAGAUUAAACAUCUCGAAGACUCUCCAGUCAAAGGACAAUGUGAUCAACAAGCUUGACAUGAUACUUGCGUUUAUAGCAGGAUAUAUUGGUACAAUCACCGUGAUGAUGAUUCUAGGGAUAAACUAUACUGAGCUGCUUGCAGCAAUAGUGCCCUCACUAAUGGCAUUCAGCUGGAUCUUUUCUGACAAUAUCAAGGAUAUAUACAACUGUUUUGUGUUUCUACUUGUGAGCCACCCGUACGACUUUGGAGAUUGGGUGGUGAUUGAUGGGCAAGAUUUGCGUGUGUCAUCUGUUGAUUUGAUGUCAUCGACGUUUAUUGCAGCGAAUGGAAGGUUGGUAUAUAUACCCACAACGAUUCUAUUCCAUACAAAGAUACACAACAUAAGAAGAUCAGGCAAACAGUUCGAUGAAGUCACAAUUAUUGUUGAUAAGGCAACGCCGUUUGAGAAGGCACAGAGCCUGAGAGACAGUGUUGGGAAGUUGCUUUCAGAAAACAGCAAGUCAUUCUCUGGAGAAAUAUACAUCAAGAAAAUUGAGGUUAUUAUGGAGAAUGCUAAAAUCACAUUUGCAAUACAACACCAGUCAAACUUCCAGGAUGUUAAGAAGACACAGGAUAAGCGUGAGGAGCUGAUCACCAUAUUUGAGAGCGAGAUGAAAGCACACGGGAUCAAUCACUUCAAUUCGUAUAUAUUUACCUAG